UUAUACUACAUAUUAUAGUACUUUUGUUUAUUAAUAUCAAGUUGCAAAAUCAGGUUAAUUACUUAUAAUCACGAGGUUAUGAUUAUACUAAAAAUGGCUAUUUGAUUAAGUUGCCGUCAAAUCUAUCUAUACUAUAAAAAAAUCCUUUUGUCCCUUAUUGAGUGAUUUGUCACAAAUCGUAAAUUGUCAAAAAACAAAGGAAUGUAUUUAUGACACUGGAUGUCGCAUUUAUGUCCCACUAUUUUCUGGAACAUUCUAGAAUAUUAACGACAUUUUACCUACAUCUCUUCUCUUAAUACUAUAAAGCCAGUAACUGAUCCUAAGCUAUAUUAUUAAUUUAACCAAUAUUAAAUACAUAUUUCUGUAGUUAUGGAUAAAAUAUUAAAUUGGUCUCUUGCCCAUCAAUCAGGUGAUGAAGAAGCCAUUAAGAGAGUGGGUGAUUUAGACCCUAAAAUGCUUGAACAAUUAUUUGGUGGACCUGAUGAACCAACUUUAAUGAAACAAGCAAUUAUGAUAAUUAAUGCUGAUGCAGCAACACUUGAAAAUAAAGAAAUUGCCUUUGAUAAUUUUGAAAUGCUUAUAGAAAAUUUAGAUAAUGCCAAUAAUAUAGAAAAUAUGAAAUUAUGGCCAUCAAUAAUACUGCAAUUAUCUUCAAAUAUUGCUCCAUCAUUAAGAUUAUAUGCAGCUUCAGUUAUUGCAAUAGCUGUUCAAAAUAAUCCAAAUGCUCAAGAAGCCUUUAAUAAAACAGAUGGAUUAGAAAAAUUAAUUAAUAUUGCAUCAGAUGAUGAAACUUCAAAAGAUUUAUUAUUAAAAGUUUUAUUAGCUUUAUCAUCUUUAAUAAGAAAUUAUGAACCUGGUUAUAGAAAAUUUAAUGAAUUAGAUGGUUGGAAAAUUAUAACUGCUAUAAAAAAUGAAAAUUUACAAGAUCAUAAAGUUAAAUUAAGAGUAUUAUCAGUUAUAUCAUCUGUUUUAUCUACCGGUUUAUCAGCUGAAAAGCAAGUUCAAUUACAUGAACAUAAAUUAAUUGAUUAUUUAGUAUCAAUAUUAGAUAAAGAUGGUCAUUCAGGUUGUAUAGAUAAAGCUUUAAAUAUUGUAUCUCAGUUAUCAGGUGAAGGAUAUCAAUUUACUGCCAAUGAAAUAGCUGAUUUGGCUCAAGGUUUAGAAAAUGUUCAACAUUUAAAGGAAACUUUAUCGACAGAUGAUUAUGAUGCUGCAAAAAAAAUCAUUGGUUAAUUAUCUUAUCAUUCCUUGUAAAUAUAUAUAUAUUUAUUUUAUUUUUCAUUAAUAUGUACAUUAUAAUUAAUUUAUUAUCAUUAUGAUUCAUUAA
Messenger RNA from Scheffersomyces amazonensis, 1327 nucleotides. RefSeq lists its product as uncharacterized. The record is from RefSeq and is a predicted model, not a curated record. Gene Ontology annotation, cellular component: endoplasmic reticulum. The transcript has a single exon. Gene Ontology annotation, molecular function: adenyl-nucleotide exchange factor activity. The coding region runs from base 370 to 1233 and encodes 287 amino acids. NCBI's taxonomy places the organism in Eukaryota, Fungi, Ascomycota, Pichiomycetes, Serinales, Debaryomycetaceae.